Messenger RNA from Sinocyclocheilus grahami, 1919 nucleotides. RefSeq names its product ras association domain-containing protein 4-like. The transcript is spliced from 11 exons. The coding region runs from base 71 to 1057 and encodes 328 amino acids. The record is from RefSeq and is a predicted model, not a curated record. NCBI's taxonomy places the organism in Eukaryota, Metazoa, Chordata, Actinopteri, Cypriniformes, Cyprinidae. Gene Ontology annotation, biological process: signal transduction.
AGAUAAGACGUUGUGUCUUACCAAACAGCUGGGUUCCGUCGGCUCUUACGAAGAAACGGCGUUUCAUGAGAUGCUGAAAGUCUUUCUAUUGAGGAACCCCACUAUGGAUCCUGACAAGACCUCCUAUGUGAGGUUGAAUGAGGAGAAAGUAAUUGCAAAGUCUGAUAUUUUGUCCCUUCUAAAAACAUACAACUGUUACCACGAGGGAAAAAGCUUCCAGCUUAGGAUUCGUGAGGAGGAGGGUGAGCUGUUCGUGGAGGGUUUACUCAACAUCUCCUGGGGCCUGAGGAGGCCAAUCAGACUCCAAAUGUACGAUGACAACGAAAGCUUUCGAUACGCCUGCACGGGUGCGUGGAGGUCGGAGAGCUCAGAGUCCAGCAGGAAUGAAAGUGCUGAACACCAGUUUUGUUCAGAGCCCAACAACAACAAAAUCAGUGCCUCACCUGCACCCAGUGUGCAUGGUGCUGAGGAGGACGUCCCUCAACUGCUGAGAACAAGAAGUGACGCAAGCUUUGUGAAUAUCCAAAGAAGACCCAAAAUCCACAACACUGAUGAUUCACAGAGGAUAAAAAGACACCGCUUCUCCAUCAAUGGCCAUUUUUACAACCACAAAACAUCAGUUUUUACUCCAUCAUAUGGAUCAGUGACUAAUGUGCGAGUGAACAGCACUUUGACAACACAGCAAGUUCUUAAGCUGCUUCUUACUAAGUUUCGAGUUGAGAAUAAGGCAGAUGAGUUUGGCCUCUACCUAGUCCACGAAUCAGGGGAGAAAACAAAACUUAAGGACACAGAAUAUCCUUUGGUAUCUCGUCUGUUGCAUGGUCCAUGUGAAAAAAUCGCCAGAAUAUUUAUUAUGGAAAAGGACCUUGGUGAAGAGAUUACAUAUGAUGUUGCACAGUAUAUUAAGUUUGAAAUGCCUGUUUUGGACAGUUUCAUCAAGAAAUUGAAAGAGGAGGAAGAGAGAGAGAUUUUAAAACUAACAAGAAAAUACAGUGCACUGAGGUCAAUGAUGUUGCAAAAAUUGGAUGGCAUCUCUAACACUACAUAUUAUGAGUGAGAAAAUAUGCUGGCAGUUUAGAUCAGAGGCAUCUUCUCUGUUGUACAGUCAACAGCAGUGAGACACAGAUUGCUAUAGUUUUAGGUUUUUCAUUUUGGUGAAGGCAUCAGUGCAAUAACUAGUAUAUAAAAAGUAUAGGCUACUGUAAUUAACAACUAGUAAUUAGCAACUGUAAGCAAUUCUCAGGCAUUACAAAUGACCUAGAAUGUUAUUUUAUGAUGAACUUAUGCUCCAUGACUUAAAAGACAAACUAUUUUUGUUUGUUUCUUAAACUUAGAACAUAUACACUCCUAACAUGUUUCUACAGUAUAUUACCUUUUAUACAUUUUAACAUAAAACUAAUAUAUGAGGAAUUGUGUUCAUUUGGUCUCAUGUUUGUUUUUCUAACAUACUGUACAGUGUCACGAGUUUUGUACUCGCAUAUAGAAUAUCUAAUUCAUGACACCUUUAAUAAAUUCCAGCAGACUUUGGACAGCAUUAAAAGUCAGUUUGCUAUUAUCAUUAUAUUUAAAAUUGAUGCUCAUGAACCUAUUCUUACAAUACAAUCUCUAUAGUGCUUUAUUACAUUAUCUCUUAAUCACUGUUUUAUCGCUUGAGAAAAAAUGUUGUGCUGUUUCCCUCAGGUUCACAAUGAGUAUUUCUUAUUGUUCUUUGAGUGACCCAUGAGUCAGUUCCCACAAGCGAUAAAAGCUCAUGUUAUUGAGACUAAAGACAUGAAGUCAGUGCCUUCUGGCUGGAGAGCCCAUGUUACACAGUGGGAGGCAUCCUGGGAACAAGGAACAUUACAUUACUCCAGGUGGUUCCCACUUCCUUUAAACUUUGCGCUUGUGUACGCUUGUCAGUCUUCUAUUCUACAAAACAU